Python bivittatus (Burmese python) is the source of this 2645-nucleotide messenger RNA. NCBI's taxonomy places the organism in Eukaryota, Metazoa, Chordata, Lepidosauria, Squamata, Pythonidae. The record is from RefSeq and is a predicted model, not a curated record.
AAAAUGGCAGCCUCCUUAGAAGUGUGCCAUAUAGCUUGCUCCGCUAACCGCGCCGGCCCCGGAGUGAUUUCAUGGGGGAGAGGACCGCUGUUGGCUUUCGGGUCCUGUCGCUCUGUCAUUCUCUACGACCCACAGAAAAGAGAAGUAGUGGGAACAUUGAAUGGUCAUACUGACAGAAUUAAUUGUGUUCGGUGGAUUCACAGAAAAGAUGGAUCUUAUGAGAUGGAAUUAAUAUCUGGCGGGUCAGACAAACUUCUUAUUCUUUGGGAAAUUCAAAAUGAGAAGCUUGUGAAUGAUGUUCACCUUGAAGGUCACACUGAAGCAAUUUGUGCCAUAGAUGCUGUUUACAUGACAAAUGAAUCCACAAUAGGAUCAAAUCUAUUAAUAGCUUCUGCAGCUUCAGAUUCUACUGUCAAAAUCUGGUCCAGACAAGGAACAGAAGUUAAAUGCCUUCAGACAUUGUUGUUUGGAAAUGGAUUUGUCAUGGAUGUUUCGUUGUCCUUCUUGCCAGGCAAUGACAUACCAGUACUGGCUUGUGGUGGUGAUGACUGCAGAAUUCAUUUAUAUGUACAACAGGCUGGAGAGUUUCAGAAAUCUUUACUACUAUAUGGACAUGAAGAUUGGAUAAGAGGAGUUGAAUGGGCAAUUUGUGAUGGAGACCUGUAUCUGGCAAGCUGUGCUCAGGAUUGUCUGAUAAGAAUCUGGAAGAUGCAUGUAACUUCCUUGUUUGGGGAAGUCCAAGAUGAGGAUACUAUUAGGUUGAAAGAGAAUGUUUUCACCAUAAAAAAUAAUGAUGGUGUAGAUAAAUCUUUUGCAGUUACCUUGGACUCAGUGCUAGCUGGCCAUGAAAACUGGGUAUAUGGAAUUCAUUGGCAGCCACCAUGUUUCAAAGAUGGCAGGAUGGAACAGCCAAUGAGGUUGCUAUCUGCUUCAAUGGACAAAACUGUGAUCCUGUGGUCUCCAGAUGAAGAAUCUGGAGUGUGGUUGGAACAGGUCCGAAUAGGAGAAGUAGGAGGAAAUACGCUUGGAUUUUUUGACUGUCAGUUCAGCCCAGAUGGCUCAAUGAUUCUUGCUCACGCUUUCCAUGGAGCACUUCAUCUUUGGAAACAGACUUCUGCAAACAAGAGAGAAUGGGCUCCAGAAGUGAUGAUUUCAGGCCAUUUUAAUUGUGUUCAAGAUGUGAAGUGGGAUCCAGAGGGAGACUUUAUAAUCUCUGUUGGUUCUGACCAAACAACAAGGAUAUUCGCUCCAUGGAAAAGAGAGAACAACCCAGAGGUCUCAUGGCAUGAAAUGGCAAGACCUCAAGUCCAUGGGUACGAUAUGCAGUGUAUAGCACUGACAGGGCGGUUUCAGUUUGUGUCUGGAGCAGAUGAGAAAGUGCUUCGUGUAUUUACGGCACCUAGGAAUUUCAUUGAAAACUUCAGCAGUACUUCUGGAAUAUCUCUGGAGAAAUUAUAUUCUGGGCAAAUGGUGGAUCUUCCAGAAGGGGCUACUGUACCAGCCUUAGGUUUGUCCAAUAAGGCUGUCUUUCAAGCUGCAGAUACGAGAGCUCAAACAACUGAAGAAGAAAAUCUCAGUAAUGCUUCCAGCCAGUACCAUGAAAAUUACUUUCAGCCAUGUAGUCUGUCAGAGCCUCCCACGGAAGAUCACCUCUUGCAGAAUACACUAUGGCCCGAGACCCAAAAGUUAUAUGGACAUAGUUAUGAAAUUUUUUGUGUUGCCUGCAAUAAUGCAAACACUGUGAUAGCCUCAGCAUGUAAGGCUUCUAAAAAAGAAUAUGCAGCCAUUAUUUUGUGGAGCACCACAACUUGGAAACAAUUGCAGAGCUUACCUUUCCACAAUCUGACAGUCACGCAGAUUUCUUUUUCCCCAAAUGAUAAAUUCUUGCUAGCAGUUUCAAGAGAUAGGAAUUGGUCGCUUUGGAAAUCUAAUCGUAUCAAUCCAACGGAAUCAGAACCAGCCUUCAGCCUCUUUGCUUAUACAGAGAAGAACAUUGCUGUGCACAGUCGUAUCAUUUGGACUUGUGACUGGACCCCAGAUAGCAAUUAUUUUAUUACUGGAAGCAGAGACAAAAAGGUCAUGAUCUGGGGUAAAUGUUUAGCAGAGGAGACUAAAGAUAAGGACUUGGGCCCAAUCCAGGCUUGUUCACCAGUCUUGGAUGUUGGCGAUUCAGUCACUGCAAUUGGUGCUAGUCAUACACUUGCUUCUGAUGGGAGCUUCAUAAUUGCAAUUGGGACAGAAUGUGGGAAGAUUCAUUUGUACAAAUGGAAGCCAGGUGAUAAAAGGGUUCCACUUUCUGACUGGUGCAAGUGUGCUGAGACAGAUAACAGCCAAAGCCAUUGCCUUGCUGUCAAACGACUGCAGUGGAGAAAGCGUGUGGGCAGAGCGGGACAGGACACAGCAGAGAGCAGCAAGUGGCUGCAGCUGGUGAGCUGCGGGGCAGAUCACUGUGUCAAGAUCUUCAAUAUCAAUCGGGACAGCCUUUAAAUGGUGACUUUGGGGCAGAAAUACUCUACUUGUUGACAUCCCUGAGUACCAGCCAUUUCCUAAACGGAUUUAUUUAAAUGAAGCAAAAAUUGGACUUCUGGCUCUGAGAGCUAUGCAGUCUGAUACAAGUAUAAACUAAACUUAUAUAUUAAAGCAGU